GAAGCUUGCGAAGAAAAAGCUCGCGAUAUGGAAGUAGAUGGCACUGCGCAAGAUGAUGAGAUUCCUAGUACUGAAGGAGUUGAGCUAGCAGGGGAGGAAGUUCAAAAAAAAAAAAAAGAGGACCUACAAAGUUGCGUAGAGUGGCUGAUAAUCCCAAUGAUAAGAUUAUGGUCACAUUCAAUGACAUUGAUGAGCAUGUUGGACCUGGUUCAGUAACCCUAUCGUCGUUUCUUGGUCCUCUUGUGAGGGAACAUGUUCCGGUUACACUUGCCGAUUGGAGAAAACUUGAUGCAGCGACUAAAGCAACAAUGUGGGAAGAAAUUCAGGGGAGGUUUAACUUGCAAGAAGAGUGGCAGAAAGCUGUUAUUUUCAAGCAGCUGGGAAAUGUGUGGAGGGCUGGGAAGUCAAGGCUGGUGUCACAAGUACGUGUGGCGAAGACUGCAGCUGAGAGAAUAGCUUUAAAACCGAGCAACAUCCCAUCCCUUCAACUGUGGAACACUUGGGUUAAGAGUAAGACUACCAAAUCUUUCACAGAAACGAGUAACAAGUACAGAGCGAUGAGAAGAAAUCAGAUUCCUCACACCACCAGCCGCAAAGGAAUGCUUCGUUUAGCUGAUGAUAUGGUAAAAGAGUAGUCAAACAUCUACAUAUUGUAGAUCAGCUUGUUAGAUUAAAAUGGUAGUGAGAUAUGUUUGUUUUCAUAUAGAAAAAAAAAGAGUAAAGACCCAAGUAAGGUGAGUAGAUCCAAGGUUUGGAUUGCGGGACACACUCAUGCUGAUGGCAGACCUGUGAAGCCCCAGUUUGCUGAGACUAUUGAACAAAUACAGUCACUUGACAGUCGGAUGGACUCCACAUCAGCUGCUGAUAACAUAAGGGAAGAUGCUGUGAGCAAGGUUUUGGGAAAAGACAAACCUGGACGAGUAAGGGGCUUUGGUAGAGGGAUUACAGCUAAUAAGCUAGCAUAUCUGCAAUUUAGAGACGCUAAGAUUGCAGAAAUGAAAAGUGAGAUUGAAGAGUUAAAGGGGAUGGUGCGAGAAUUAGCUGAGAAGAAGAAAAGUAAUGUUGAUGCUGAAACAUCUGAGAGUAGUGGUGGAUUCAAAGAAGGAGUCAGAGUACAAAUACUGGAUUGGAUUGAAUCAGAGGAUGUUGUUGUUGGUGAAGGAGAAUUCUGCUCUGCUGAACCGAAGUACAAAAUUGGUCGUAUACCAAUUGGUCCUAAUGCAGUGGCUAUCGUAGUUAAGUAUGCACUAAGCGCAUCAGCUUCACUCUGGAGGCCUACUACGGAUGUGUUAACUCUUGAUGAAGCUGUGGGAUACAAGAUAUCUUGGCCAAUGGAUAAAGUGAUUUUGGAUAAGGAUCCAAACUGUUCUGAAGAUUUAUCUAUGCAAAGCAAGGAAGGUGAAUAUCGAAGAUGCAAGAUAUAUGAUUGGACCAAUGAUGAGGACGAGGUCAUUGCUGAAGGUCUCGUGUGCUCUUCAAAAUCCAAAGACAUGGUUAACAACAUACCUCUGGGUCCCAAUGCUGUUAGUGUCGAAGUAGUGAAGGUGUUCAAUGAUCAAGCAUAUUUGUGGAGGCCAACCGCUGAUAUGUUCUUGAUUGGUGAUGCACUUAGCGAGAAAAUAGCAUGGCCAGUCCUAAAGGUUGAAGUCAUGCCUACACCUGCUACAGAAGUAACACCAACUAAAUGUGCAGGGAAGAAAAUAGCAUCACCUUCGAAGCCAGCCAAGAAAAAAGCAGUGAGUCCAGGCAGCACUAGUUCGACCAGAAGUCCGAAGCAGAAGUGCACUCUCUUGGAUUGCAACAACUCUGGACGUAAGGUAGCUGAAGGAAGGGUAGCUUCAACGGAUCCGAAUGAGUUGUGCCACUUUGUACCCCUAGGUCCAAAUGCAAGCAAGGUGUGGAUUGAUGUGGCUAAGAUCGGUGAUGCAAAAGUCUGGAGGCCAAAUUCAGAGAUUGAAUACAUAUCAGAUGCAAUGGGUUCGGUUGUGGCAUGGCCAAAUGACAAAAUCAAGUUUGUCUAA
This is a messenger RNA of Brassica oleracea var. oleracea, 2021 nucleotides long. RefSeq lists its product as uncharacterized. NCBI's taxonomy places the organism in Eukaryota, Viridiplantae, Streptophyta, Magnoliopsida, Brassicales, Brassicaceae. The record is from RefSeq and is a predicted model, not a curated record. The transcript has 7 exons. The coding region runs from base 843 to 2021 and encodes 392 amino acids.